CCUAGCAGGUUAUGUACCUCUAACACUAUUUAAAACUGUACAGUCUUAACGCAGAAAAUGUGAGAUCUCUGAAAGACAUGUUAUAUAAUAACUUAAAAUAACUGUAAAACUUUCUUGAAUUUCGGGAGCUGUAAAUGAUGGCGAUUCAGCAAGUUCGUGGUGACGUUCCAUCAAACGUCAGUACGAGUUAUUUUCCCGCGAAAAGAAACGUUCGAGGGAACUUCAGCUUACUCCAGUUAAUUGAAGCGUGAAUAUUGGGUAACAAGAAAAUGUCGGAUGCUAACAAGAAGGAGGAUCCUUUAAAUGGGCGUGAAAAGCCCAUGGAAGAACCACAAGAGGCUGCAAAUGAGGAAGCAGUAGAAACAAAAGGUGGAAUGUUUUUCAUGUCAGAGGAAUCUGGAGAAGAAGAUUCCAAAGAGGAGGUGUCUUCAGAAGAGCUCAUCAUUAUUGAUCCUAAUGUCGAGGAUCUGGAUUUGACUCAUUCACGUAUUGCAAGCAUGGCCAAUUUAGCCUGUCUUACCAGAGUUCAAACAAUAGGUUUACGACAGAACCUUAUAAAACAGAUAGAGGGUCUAACAGCUGUGACCACACUCAGAGAGCUUGAUCUUUAUGACAAUCAGAUAACCAGGAUUGAGGGUCUCAGCACACUUGUCAAUUUGGAAAUUCUAGACCUGUCUUUCAAUCGUAUAAGUAAAAUUGAAGGCUUGGAAGGCUUAACAAGAUUGGUGAAGCUGUUUCUUGUCAACAAUAAAAUCUCUGUCAUUGAAAAUCUUGGUCACUUGACUCGUCUAGAAAUGCUUGAAUUGGGUGACAACAGAAUAAGAACAAUACAGAAUCUGGAAAACUUGACACACCUGCACAGUUUGUUCCUAGGCAAGAACAAGAUCACCAAACUGCAAGGCCUUGACACCUUGACAAGUUUACAGACACUCAGUGUCCAGAGCAAUAGAAUUUUGAAAAUUGAAGGCUUGGAUAAACUUGAGGAACUAGAAGAGUUGUAUCUCAGUCACAAUGGUAUAGAAACCAUAGAGGGCCUAGACCACAAUUUGAGACUGACAACACUUGAUCUUGCCGGGAACAGAAUCACAAGAAUACAAAACAUUAGCCAUUUAGUUGAGCUGCAGGAAUUCUGGUUUAAUGACAACCAACUUGGAAACUGGGAAGAUCUUCGACAGUUUGAGAACCUCAAGAACCUGCAGACGGUUUAUCUUGAACGUAACCCUCUGUUCUAUGAUAGUUCCAGUCCUCCAAAACCAGACCCAAGCUAUAGGCGCAAAAUCAAACUGGCUAUUCCCUGGAUCCGGCAGAUUGACGCAACUUUAGCAAGAUAGUUUGCUGCUUGUUUCUGUGAUACAUUGCUUUUUUAAAAAAUAAUAAUAUGGAGUUGGGUAUAAGAAUUAGGGCCUAAAAACAUUGCUUCCAUUUACAAAAUAACACAUACUUGCUUUUCUUCUGACUGCUAAAUUUGUUUCAGGAAUAGCUUUGACUUGGAGCAUUCAUAGAAAUUCUUUAAAGGUUGUGAAGCAAUUUGGAUGGUAUUAAUUUGUAAAAUUUACAAAUAACAAAUUGACUGAAGCAAAGUGUCAUGACUACCAGAUGUUUUUUCAAUGAAGAUAUACAUAAUCCAUAUUUUUGAGUGCUUGCUUGUUUCUUGUUACAAAAAAUCUCAUUUAAUUUGAAUUUUUUUUUACAAGGGCAAAUAUAUCACAGACAUUCAGUUCCAUUUGUUUAAUUCGGGGCAAGCAUUUUUGCCAGUCCAGUGUACACACAUGUAGGCAAAUGUGUCGGCAACUGCAUGCUUUAACUGAAAACUAAACUAUUUUUGCUGAUUAUGGGUGAGAUCUGAAAGGGCUGAUAAUGUUUUCUGUUGUUCUGUAGUAUGUGUUUAGACUAAGAGCCUAUAGUACAAGACUUCAAAGCUCAUUUGUCUAGGUUUGAGUUUGCAGCUGUUACAAUACUGGAACAGUACAGUUUUAAAAAUAUUGUGAGGCCUGUUCAUCUCAAAGAACAUUGACAGUUUUGGUAAGAAAACCUUAUGAAAAGCAGUUUUAAUUGUUGGUUUCAAGCUGAUUAUAUUAAAAGAGAAUGAAAUUCCAUUUCCUGAAUGAAGGUUUUUGUACAUAGUCUGCAGUUAAGCCUAUCAAAUUAAUUUCUUUGCUUAUGUUUCCAGCUUAUAGUUAGGAUUCAUGAGUUCUAGUCUAUUCUUUGAGCUAUAGCCCACCCCCUCCUGUACACUUUGAAAUGCAUUAUGUUAUUUUAUUUUGGACUCUGUUUAUUUUCCUCGAUACACAUAGCUCUCUUAGUCCAUGCAAAUAAUUUAUUAUGCAAUGGUAGAAGAUUGGAAACUUUAGCACUGUACAAUUUUGUGGUAAAUAAAGUCAGGACUUGAAAAACAUCAUCUGACAUUCUGUGAGCUGAAAGAGUCUAACACUAAACAACAUUUUUCCUCAACACAAUUGACAGAUCACAAGUCUGUCCUUUGUGUCUGGCCUGGCACACUCCAACCUUUCUAUUUAAUAAAUUUCUUUGGCACAGGAUAUCCCAGACUUGUAAAGAGACUUAAACUGGAAAAUAAAUAAUCAGACCAUGCUUCAAGGGCAGAAAAACAGUCUAGGGUUGUUUUUGUUUUUUAAGAUGCUCUUGUAAAAUAUUGUUACACACCUUUCAUUGUUUCGAUCGUGAUUUAUUUAGACAUACUUAAACCUUUAUCUUUUGAAAUU
Pomacea canaliculata is the source of this 2720-nucleotide messenger RNA. Its product is annotated as protein phosphatase 1 regulatory subunit 7-like. Bases 270 to 1331 code for a protein of 353 amino acids. NCBI's taxonomy places the organism in Eukaryota, Metazoa, Mollusca, Gastropoda, Architaenioglossa, Ampullariidae. The transcript is spliced from 10 exons. The record is from RefSeq and is a predicted model, not a curated record. Gene Ontology annotation, molecular function: protein binding.